Molecule: messenger RNA, 4562 nt
Organism: Mycena citricolor
Lineage: Eukaryota; Fungi; Basidiomycota; Agaricomycetes; Agaricales; Mycenaceae
Source: the annotation of a GenBank genome assembly
GAGACUUGGCGAUACGUCUGCGAUUCGCUCUAUCGCAGCGCAUUGACGUCCCAGUCCUGUGGGUGACGCCAUAGACGAUCGCAGCUGCAUUUAGGUCUCGGAUCGCUCGCACCAUGAAAGCACCGGAACGGAUACCCAGAUUUGGAACGCGGAAGUUGAGUGAGUGCGGUUGUGUUCCGGGCCCAAGCAUCCUUCCGGAUCUGCCAAGACGGGAGAUUAGGCUGACAUUCCAGUCAACGAUUGUUCCGGAGUCUGCAGUCUUGGAUACAAGUCUGAAUCAGAAUGCGUCAUGGAAUCAGAAGUUGAACCAAGAACAUGCGCGUUCCAAAACGGUCACCCUGGAAGUUUGAACGGCUUUCGACUGCGCCGUGCGGCUAUCGCCGCAUUCAUGACAUAUCAUUCUCUAUCAUCACAGGUGGAACGUUUUGACCAGCAAAAUCACUCAGGUUGGUCACUAUUUCCAUUAUCCCGUAGGCGAAGGGACGCACGAGAUAUCAGAACCCUUCAGAUUCCGCUCUGCAUGGCAUUCUUAUGAAGACCGGAAGCGUGAGAUCCAGGAGCUUGGUUUUGUCCAUCGUAUGUCGCGCUGGGAAGUGACCAGUGGAGGCAUCUGCAGCAGCUCGAGAUUUGUCGAAGCGGACGCGGAACACUCCGAGAUUGAUCUCAUCAUCCAAACAACACCAUCAGCGCUCCCGCCCUCUGCAGCCUCCUUCGCUAUACACACAUCACUACUCCCCCACCCGGCACAUGGCUCGCUUCAGUCAAGAGAACCUCCGCAAUGACCUCCUCGCCGCUCUCCUCGAACUCGUCGGCACUACGCUGUUUCUGCUUCUGGGACUGGGCGGGAUUCAAGCUUCGACGCGUGAAACACUCGCAAGCCCGCACGGCGUGUCGGAUGUGCAGCAAGUGAUGUACGUGUCGACGUGCAUGGGCUUCUCGCUGGUGGUCUGUGCGUGGAUGUUCUUUCGGUAAUGCCUCUUCUGUCUGUCGCGCCCUCCCAUGUCCCCCCUUGCUCCUCGCGCGACUGAAUGCUCGUCUCAUCCUCGUCUUGCCCUGUGCAGUAUCACUGGAAGUCUCUUUAAUCCGUGUAUCACCGCAUCUCUAGUCAUGCUUGGCAUCCUACCUCUGUUCCGCGGCUUCUUGUACUGCAUCGCCCAGUUCGUUGGCUCCAUCGCCGCGGCAGCCAUCCUGCGAGGACUCACGGGCCCGCUCACCGUCAAGUCAGUCUCUGCGUCCCUCUCAAACCCCUGCAAACACCCUCAAUCACUCUAGCACCGUGCUCAACCCCGAAACGAGUCGCACCCAAGGCCUGAUCAUCGAAAUGUUCAUCACCUGCGCCCUGGUGAUCGCGGUCCUGAUGCUCGCUGCUGAGAAGCACCAGGCCACCGCGUUUGCCCCUGUGAGUCACCCUAGGCGUUCCGUCGCUUGUUCGUUCCUUGAAGCUGCGGGUGCAGGUCGGGAUUGGGCUGACCUUGUAUUCAUGCCACUUGUAUGCUGAUGAUGCGUCCGGUCGGGCUACCCGUGUCUCUAUUGAUGAUCCGGCAGGUUCGCUGUUAAUUACACGGGGGCCUCUAUGAACACCGCUCGCUCCUUCGGGCCUGCUGUUAUCUCCGGGUUCUCCUCGUCGGACCACUGGAUAGUAAGUGGUGGUAGUGGCGCUUACUGAUCGCCUGUCCCGAUGAGGCUGAUCUGUUCAAGUAUUGGGUCGGACCGUUCAUGGGCUCGGUGCUUGGGAGCGCUUUCUACGCAGCGUGCAAGCAGUAUGUUUAUGAUUCUGUCUGGCGAUUAGGAGGAGCCCCUCUGAACUGUACUCAAGCUACAAGUACUGGACGCUCAAUCCGCACCAGGACACGGACGACUACACGAAAUCGCCUGACAACCCAGUGAUCAUCGCGAAGGCGAUCAUCGAGGAGCGGAACCUCACUCUGAAUCCGCGCGUGAUCGUGAAUCAGAUAUCUGACCGUAUUCCCAAGUUGAGCAUUCCCUCGGGCAGUGGCUCCUCAAGAGGCAGAAGCAACUCGACUCUGGUCGAAGAAGGCGGCGUCCCGAAGACGUGAGCGUGCGUGGACUGAUGGAUGGGCUUGGAAGGAUUCGGCGGACUCGGUCAUUCUAUCUAUGUAGGUAGCCCAUGUGACAAGCAGUCAGUGGUAGCCUGACCGGAUUGUACUUGCUUGGCCUUGAUCGCUCUCUAAUCACACGCUCUCUCUGAUGAAUGGGGCCUGGCUCUCGUUCUGCGGCGGACCAUGUGUGUGCUGCACUGGCUGGCGGCGGAGACAAUGUACCUCGUUUGGGUGGUCCUGCAGCAACAGAUGCGCGCUCUAAUUAUAAAUGCUUGAUUCAUCGGGCCGCACAGCAGCAGAGCUAAUAAUGGCCAUGAGUUGCAUUGCAUGGUUUUCUCCCAUUUCAAGCGAGGUCAUUUGCCGGCAAAGUCGGCGCACUCUAGUAGUGGAUGUGAAGAGCCUGCUUUCGUCCGCUGCGGGGCCUGAAGGUGGCGAUUCCGGCUCGCGGACGCGGGUGGUUAUAAGCCAGCAGAGGCCCUGCAGAUCGCUAAGGCCUCCGAUGCAUCGUCGUCUCUUCUACUCUGCUACUGCGGCUCUGCUCGUCAGCGCUGUGCUCGCGCGGCCCAUGGCCAAUGAGACCGCGACGAAGACCACCCCACUCGCCGCCGCCGCCGCCGCGCCGCCCAACUGCUUCCCCGCGAUAGGAUUCAACAUGCCGGCGAGUGUGCCCAACUCUCUGAAAAACUGGUGGUGCGACUACGCCUCGGAAUACGCGUUUGUCGGGUUCAGCUACGAAGUCACCGCAUGCCAGGAUCGCGGGACGCUUGUGUCGGAGUUCACAGACAUUCGCCAGACGUUCAAUGGUCGAUACGUCCGGCUGUACGGCGCGUGCGAUCGGACUGGAUUCUACGACGAUGUGGUCGAGGCAGCAUGGGAGGCCGGAAUCGGCGUGCACGCUCUCAUCUGGUUUGGAUUUGACGGAGGAAACCAGUGGAAGACGCGCCGGACUGCACUGUUCAAGACCUUGCACUCGAACCCCAAGGCCAAAUUCGUGACCCGGGCACUGCAGUUCGGAAGCGAGCCGCUGUAUGAUGGGGUUCUGAGCGAGAGCGACCUCGCCAAUCAGGUUCUCGCAGCGAAGGCGAAUCUGUCCGGUCUCGGCAUCCCGGUGACGAUCUCGGAAAUGGCAUAUGGAUACCAGUCCAACGGUGGUGCCCAGGACGUGCUCGACGCGAUCGACAUCAUUGACGCCCACAUGCUUCCGUUUUUCUCUACCAAAGCCAGCACAGGAAGCAAGUCGUGGCCGAUUGUGCUCACGGAUCUCGAUUGGUUCGUCGCGAACGGGGAAGGGAAGAAGAUAUAUUUGACAGAGAACGGAUGGCCGUCAACGACAUACGACGGCGUGUCGCCCAACUCUCCUUCGGCCGUCGCGAACGUCCAAAGUGAACAGCAAUAUUACAAGGUUCUCGAUCAGCAUUGUUCGUACUUCAAGAACGUCCCCAACGGCGGUGGUUCCGUCGGUUGGUUCUGGCACAUAUACAGCGACGAUAUGGAGCCUGGCUACGGUCUGUACAACACCAACGGCAACCUCAAGUUCCCGUUCAGUCCCCAGACUUCUUGCUAAUUUAGAUGUUGAAUUGGCGGUGCAUCAUCUUUUAAUAGGGGUAUUUCGUUUCCAGGGUGGCUGCUCAUUGAAUCAUGACACUACUUUUAUUGGCAAUAUAUCUCAUUCCGAAUUGACUCGAAAUCAAAUACUGACCGUUGAGCAUUUUGCUGAAGAAGACCAACAGGAAUUCAGACCAUAGCGGGAUAGAACCUAGUCCACCACCGGCAAGAGCAGAAAAUAGAACAUCCAUGGAGAAAAUAGCUCUUGUGGAAAGGCUACACAGCUCGAGUCGAACCACCGACCUCCUGAUAGAGCAACUGGCUGAGAGCAGAGUGAUCCCAUCAUGUCGGCCGAUAAACAAGUGCGAACCCAUCUCUGACUGGUCUUCAUUGGCAGUGGGAGGUCUCGUCUCGAGGGAUCCAUUUCUGCACCCUGUCCAGGCGACAACACGUUUCUACUGCUCAUCCCUACUGCUCAUCCGCAAUGAGCUAUUCGCUCUGGGCAGCGUUCUUUUGAUACUUAGUUUUCUCAGAAGGUGCUCCUGCCGCAUCCUGCCCGUGGACGAGGAGUAGGGAUUUUUGUUGAAUUCCGAAGCCUGAUGGCUCGGCGUGUGAUUUUAAUUCAGAUAAGGCAGUAGUGGCUUGACCGUAUUGCGGCGCAACUCAUCGUUGUAUCCCUGCUUGUCCGUGCGUGUUUCAACGAAUGCAUCGGCAGUUCUACUCCCUCCACGGACAAGCCAGCUUCAUUGACACUCUGUUUAUAUGACUCUAUGUUUUAUGUAGGAUUCCUGUGCGUUAUUUCCACCCCGCGCUCAUUAGGAAUGAUUGUUGAGGAGGCGCAUGGGAUGCUGGGGGUCGAGAUCUGUUCGGGUUAUUCAUGCGAAUUCCACGACUCCAAACACAAGUCGGAGGGGUGCGGGCUAUCAUUCGGGUACGGGAUAUCUGUUACACUAAACG